This is a messenger RNA of Chenopodium quinoa (quinoa), 1455 nucleotides long. RefSeq names its product protein FAR1-RELATED SEQUENCE 5-like. Bases 1 to 1455 code for a protein of 484 amino acids. Lineage: Eukaryota; Viridiplantae; Streptophyta; Magnoliopsida; Caryophyllales; Amaranthaceae. The record is from RefSeq and is a predicted model, not a curated record. The transcript is spliced from 2 exons. Gene Ontology annotation, biological process: regulation of DNA-templated transcription.
AUGACUGAAAAUGUAGAGCAUUGUUCUACUGCUGUCAUUGAUGAAGAUAUAAAUGUAAGAAUUUUCAAAACACCCACUCAGCCUAUGCUUCCUAGGAUAUAUUAUAAUUCUAGAGGUGAUAAAGAGUAUAUCCCAGGUUGUUCUUUGGAAAACAAACCUAUUCUUGGAAUGAAAUUUGAUAGUCUUGGAGAUGGUAUUGCCUUUUAUUACAAAUAUGCUAAUGAGUGUGGAUUUAAAGUCCAUUCUAAUACUACUAAAGUAGAUAAGAAUAAGGUUGGUUCUAGUAAUGGUAAAGGAGUUACCGUAAUUAAAUAUUUAUUAUGUAGCAAAGAAGGGUAUGUGACAAAUAACAAGAAAGGUGAUAAACAAGUUGAAGGUGCAUGUUUAAGGAAAAAGACUGUGAAGAGAGUUGGAUAUCCUACUAAGAUUAAAUUUAGGUUUUGUAAUGGUGGGCAUUAUAUGGUUUACUCUUUUCAUGAGUCUCAUUCUCACCCUUUUCCUACACCUAUUACUAGGCAAGUUACUAAAUAUGAAGUUGGUUUAAAUUUUUCUCAUAAGAAGUUUAUUUUUGACAACUCAAAGUUAAAUAUAGGGGUUGUUAUGUCUUAUAGGAUCAUGAAAGAACUUUGUGGUGGGUUUAAAAAUGUCAAGGGCAGUAAAAAUGACUUCAAAAAUUUUUCUAGGGACUUGAAAGUUUAUAUCUCUAAUGUUGAUGGAUAUGAUGAUGCUAUUGGUAUAAGAGAUUAUCAAUUGUUUGGGGACUCUUUAUCUUUUGAUUCUACCUAUGAUACAAAUAAAUACUCAUUGGUUUUCUGGCCUUUUACUGGAGUUGAUAAUCAUAAGAGAUGUGUUACAUUUUGUGCUGCUUUAUUAUCUAAAGAAGAUGUAGAAUCUUUUAUGUGGAUAUUUCAAACUUUUUUGAAGUAUAUGGGAAGAGAACCCUUUUGCAUAAUCACUGAUCAAGACCCUACAAUGGGUAUUGCCAUACAAAAGGUUUUUACCAACACUAAACACGGGUUAUGUAUGUGGCACAUUAUGAGGAAGGUACCUGAAAAGGUUGGAACUCAGUUUUGUAAUGAAACUGAGUUUUUAAAAAAGCUAAGUGCAAUAGUUUGGGAUAGAGAAAUUGAUCCCCAUGCAUUUGUUGAUUGCUGGAAUAGUGUUAUGGAGGAAUUUGACCUUGUAGAUCAUGAGUGGUUUGCAUACAUGUUCAAGAUUAGGCAUCUUUGGAUCCCUACAUAUUUCAAGGACUUGUUUAUGGGUGGGUUACUGCGUUCUACUUCUAGGUCUGAAGGUGAAAACAGUUUCUUUUGUAAUUUUAUAAACCCCCAUGUGACUUGUGUUGAAUUCUUUGUCCGUUAUGAAACUGCUCUAGAUGCUCAAAGGCAUGAACAGGAUGAGUUGAACAGGCUUAAUAAAUCUGAGCCUCAAUUGCUUACUCAUUUACACUUGUAA